AUGUUCGUGAAAUCCGAGGCCUUGGCGGUGAAGGAGGAAGCGGACAUGCUGGUGCUGCUGGGCGCAGCCUCCCCGGCAGCAGCUCGGACACCACAGCCAUCCAGUGCUGAUGAGGGCGACGAAGAGCGAGGCGCGUCGGGAGGGGCGCGUCGGCCGCGCGGGGCCGGGCCCGGGGUGCGGCUGUUGGGCCUGGGACACGAGUGCCGGCGGCGUCCUUCCAGAGCGCGAGUAGCUUCCCGAGGCGCCAAGACGGCCGAGACCGCGCAGCGCAUUAAGAAGACCCGCCGGCUGAAGGCCAACAACCGCGAGCGCAACCGCAUGCACAACUUGAACGCGGCGCUGGACGCCCUGCGCGAGGUGCUGCCCACCUUCCCCGAGGACGCCAAGCUCACCAAGAUCGAGACCCUGCGCUUCGCGCACAACUACAUCUGGGCGCUCACCGAGACCCUGCGCCUGGCCGACCACUGCGGCGGGGGCCUGCCCGGCCCGCUGCGCCCGGAGGCCACGCUCCUGAGCCCGGGCGGCGCCCUGGGCAGCGUGGGGGACAGCCCGUCGCCCUCGUCCACGUGGAGCGGCACAGACAGCCCCGCGCCACCCUCCUCCGCGCCCUCCACCUCCCCCUACAACUGCGUCUUCUCCCCCUCCAGCCCCGUGGUGUCGGAUCGGGACUGCUGGCAGCCGGCUCCGCAGGACAAGCGCCGCUGCCCGCCUCGCCGCCCCGCGGUCAGGGAGUGCGCCUAG
Messenger RNA from Artibeus jamaicensis (Jamaican fruit-eating bat), 741 nucleotides. RefSeq names its product neurogenin 2 (gene NEUROG2). The record is from RefSeq and is a predicted model, not a curated record. The coding region runs from base 1 to 741 and encodes 246 amino acids. The transcript has a single exon. Gene Ontology annotation, molecular function: protein dimerization activity. Lineage: Eukaryota; Metazoa; Chordata; Mammalia; Chiroptera; Phyllostomidae.